CCCGGCUCUCGCCGCCGCCGCUUCCCUCCUCCCCUCGCCGGCGGAGGAAGGAGGCGGCCGCCGGCCCUCCCUGACCGCGCAUGCGGCUGUGCCGGGCCGGGGCAGCGCUGCCGCGCUCGGGGGCUGAGGUGUGGGUGUCCCCGUGCCCGGCCCCGUCCCCUGCUCCCCCGCGGGUCCCCGGCAGCGCCCCCGCAGAUGGGCUUGGGCUGGAGCACCGCGGAGGAGCGGCGGCCCCUCUUGCCGCCGCCGCCGCCGCCGCAGCAGGCGCGGCCGCAGGCGCGGGGGCCGGCAGGGGGCCCGGCGGGGCGGCUGCCGCCGCUGUCGGGCCGCGUGUACGGGCGGCGGUGGCUGGUGCUGCUGCUGUUCUCGCUGCUGGGCUUCGCGCAGGGCCUGGUGUGGAACACCUGGGGCCCCAUCCAGAACUCGGCCCGCCUGGCCUUCGGCUUCAGCGGCUGGGACAUCGCCCUGCUCGUCUUCUGGGGGCCCAUCGGCUUCGCGCCCUGCUUCUUCUUCAUGUGGCUCAUGGACAAGAAGGGUUUGAGGGUAACUGUGUUACUAACUUCAUCCCUCAUGGUAUUGGGAGCUGGCCUCAGAUGUGUUCCAGUCUCAGACCUAGAAAUUAGGAAGAAGCUGAUUCACGGAGGGCAGCUGUUAAAUGGCUUGGCGGGGCCAACCGUGAUGAAUGCAGCACCGUUUCUCUCCACAACGUGGUUUUCUCCGGACGAACGUGCCACAGCGACAGCCAUCGCCUCGCUGCUCAAUUACCUGGGCUCUGCUGGCGCCUUCCUGGUGGGGCCUCUGGUGGUGCCAUCUCCUAAUGGGACAGCUCACCUCCUGCUGGCAUCGCAGAGCAGCACCGAGCACAUCAAGGACCGCAUCGAGGCUGUGCUGUAUGCAGAAUUUGGAAUGGUUUCCCUGAUAUUUUCCGCAGCCUUGGCCUACUUCCCCUCGCGCCCUCCAUUCCCUCCCAGCGUGGCUGCGGCGAGUCAACGGCUCAGCUACAGGAGAAGUUUUUGCAGACUCUUAAGCAAUUUCCGAUUCUUGAUGAUUGCUUUAGCCUAUGCUAUACCACUGGGUGUUUUCUCUGGCUGGUCUGGUGUUCUGGAUUUGAUAUUGACGCCCGUUCACGUAAGCCAAGUAGAUGCAGGCUGGAUUGGAUUUUGGUCUAUAGUUGGAGGUUGUGUUGUUGGCAUAGCAAUGGCAAGGUUUGCAGAUUUUAUCAGGGGCAUGCUGAAGUUUAUACUGCUGCUGCUUUUAUCUGGAGCAACAUUAGCAUCAACCUGGUUUACUCUCACCUGUCUAACUAGUGUCACUCAUCUGCCUUUAACCACAG
Empidonax traillii (willow flycatcher) is the source of this 1333-nucleotide messenger RNA. RefSeq names its product solute carrier family 49 member 4 (gene SLC49A4). The record is from RefSeq and is a predicted model, not a curated record. Gene Ontology annotation, cellular component: membrane; intracellular membrane-bounded organelle. The transcript has 7 exons. The annotation marks the transcript as partial. Lineage: Eukaryota; Metazoa; Chordata; Aves; Passeriformes; Tyrannidae.